AUAUCCCGCGGAAAGGCAGGACGGAACAUGAAGAGAAGCCAUGACGGAUGUUGUGACGUGUCCAAUGGUCGCCAUUUCCCGGAGGAAGGAAACGCCUUGAAGUUGCCACAAGGCAAAAGCUCCUUACAAGGCAAACGUACAUUCCUGUCAGCACAUUCCUGUCAGCAGCAACAGUGCCAGCCAUGGGAAAUAUAUUUGAAACCCUGUUCAAAUUCUUGGGCAAGAAGGAAAUGAGGAUCCUCAUGGUGGGCUUGGAUGCGGCAGGCAAAACCACCAUUUUGUACAAACUCAAGCUUGGGGAGAUUGUUACCACCAUCCCAACAAUAGGCUUUAAUGUGGAGACGGUGGAGUACAAGAACAUCAGCUUUACGGUGUGGGACGUCGGUGGUCAGGACAAGAUUCGACCGCUGUGGCGUCAUUACUUUCAGAACACACAAGGUCUCAUUUUUGUGGUGGACAGCAACGACCGAGAUCGAUGCUCCGAGGCUCGCGAGGAGCUCAUGAGGAUGUUGGCCGAGGAUGAACUGAGCGGCGCUUUGCUAUUAGUUUUUGCUAAUAAACAGGACCUGCCCAAUGCCAUGACGGCAUCUGAGAUCACAGACAAGCUGGGUCUUCACUCCCUGCGCGACAGACAAUGGUACAUCCAGGCUACCUGCGCCACAAAUGGGGAGGGCCUCUACGAGGGACUCGAUUGGUUGUCCAACAGGCUGAAAAACCACUAACGCUCACCUCAUACGUUUUUACAUUCUGCCUUUACUGAGCUGUCGUUACAGCAGACACACUGGAUGAUUACCUCGUUUGGCCAAAGCUGACGCGUUUGUAUUUUAUGUAAUAGAUUUUGGUAAUGGGCCAACUUUACUUGAAUUUUUCUGGUCUGAUUGUUUGACUUUCGGUUGGGUGAUAAAUGAGGGAAGUGUGGAAUCAACUUUUCCCAGCAACCAUACGACCAAUUGGCAAAAAAAAGAUGCACUUGCGACAAUUUGCCAGAAUAACAAGAUCCAGGCCGCCUCCCAUUUGGUAAACACUGGAAUGUUACAUGCAACAUAUCUUGUUGGAAGGGCAUUUUCUUUUUCUAUUUUGUCUGUCUCAGGUCCACGUUUGCCUUAAAGAGCAUACACUAACUUAAAAACGAUGCACAACUUAUCACACGUUUGGCCCGCCUUGUACUGUAUGCAUUGUGACGGUACAAUGUCGUGGCUGUACUCGAUGCCUUUUGGAAAGAGAGGAAAGGCUUUUGAACAGCAAUAAAGAAUAUUUCCUCUGCAUUUUUUGCUUUGCACAUGGUUCACGUUUGGUAUAAACAGAAACCUAUAUCAUGCCUUCAUCUAUCAAAGUGUUGCCUCUUGUUUUUUCCUCAAUGUUACUGCACUGUUCUGAAUAUAGAUGGGGGUGGGGGUAUUUUUGUGAUUUCUAAUUAUUGAAAUAUUUGAAUUAAUCUAUGGGUGUUGCGAGUUAAGAAGCACUGUAAUAAAAGUGAAAUGGAUUCAGUGUACCUGUAAUUGAUUUUUCUCUAUACUUGACUGCAAUAAAAGUGGUUCAAUGUUACAAAAUUAA
Messenger RNA from Hippocampus comes (tiger tail seahorse), 1554 nucleotides. Its product is annotated as ADP-ribosylation factor 1-like. Bases 183 to 722 code for a protein of 179 amino acids. Lineage: Eukaryota; Metazoa; Chordata; Actinopteri; Syngnathiformes; Syngnathidae. The record is from RefSeq and is a predicted model, not a curated record. The transcript has 5 exons. Gene Ontology annotation, molecular function: GTP binding; GTPase activity.